Molecule: messenger RNA, 1360 nt
Organism: Rosa rugosa (rugosa rose)
Lineage: Eukaryota; Viridiplantae; Streptophyta; Magnoliopsida; Rosales; Rosaceae
Product: 3,5-dihydroxybiphenyl synthase-like
Exons: 3
Coding region: 76-1239 (387 amino acids)
Biological process (GO): polyketide biosynthetic process
Molecular function (GO): acyltransferase activity, transferring groups other than amino-acyl groups
Source: RefSeq, a predicted model, not a curated record
GGAUAGCUACAUUCAUUUCAUUGCGACCUUGAAGCACUGCAAAUUCAGUUAAUCUCUUGGGAAAUCUAGUUAUCAAUGGAGUCUCAGGCUAAAGAAGCAAAGGUUCCAGCCACAAUACUAGCCAUUGGGACUGCAAAUCCAGUAAGCUGUUACUACCAAGAAGACUAUCCCGAUUUCUUGUUCAAAGUCACCAAAAGCGAGCACAAGACCGAAUUAAAAGACAAGUUCAAACGCAUAUGUGAAAAGUCGAUGGUAAAGAAGCGAUAUCUGGGAGUCACAGAAGAGAAUCUAAAAGCCAACCCUAACAUAUGCAGCUACAAGGCUCCCUCACUCGACGCACGUCAAGACUUACUGAUUCACGAGGUCCCCAAACUCGGUAAAGAAGCGGCGUUGAAGGCCAUCAGAGAAUGGGGCCAACCCAUUUCAAGCCUCACCCACCUCAUCUUCUGCACAGCUUCCUGCGUCGACAUGCCCGGUGCCGACUUUCAGCUCGUCAAGCUCCUCGGCCUAAAUCCAUCUAUCAACCGGUUCAUGAUCUACCAGCAAGGCUGCUUUGCUGGUGGGACGGUGCUACGGAUUGCCAAGGACGUGGCCGAGAACAAUGCCGGAGCUCGUGUUCUGAUCGUGUGCUGUGAGAUCACCACCAUGUUUUUUCAGCAACCUUGUGACAGUCACUUGGAUGUUUUGGUCGGACAGGCUCUGUUUUCGGACGGUGCGGCGGCUUUGAUUGUUGGGGCCAAUCCGGACCCCAAAAGUGAACGUCAACUGUUCAAUAUCAUGUCUGUUAGAGGGACUAUUAUCCCAAACUCGGAGCAUGGAGUUGUGGCACAUUUGCGUGAGAUGGGGUUUGAGUAUUACCUAUCAUCAGAAGUUCCAAAGUUGGUUGGUGGGAAAAUCGAAGAGUGUUUGAGUAAAGGGUUUGAGGGCAUUGGGGUUAAUGGUGAUUGGAACUCGUUGUUCUUUAGCGUUCAUCCUGGGGGUCCUGCAAUUCUGGACAAGGUUGAAGAAGAGCUGGGUUUGAAGGAGGGGAAGCUGAAGGCAACAAGGCAUGUGCUGAGUGAGUUUGGGAAUAUGGGAGCUCCAUCUGUGCUUUUUAUUUUGGAUGAGAUAAGGAAGAAGUCAAUGGAGGAAGCAAAAGCCACAACUGGUGAAGGUUUGGAAUGGGGUGUGUUAAUUGGGAUCGGGCCAGGACUCACUGUGGAGACUGUUGUGCUCCGCAGUGCUCCCACUGCUAUUUGAAGUACUCGUUGUGGUUAAUAUUUCUAAAAGCAUGGUUUGUUUUCAUGUCUGGUGUAAUUUUCUAUUUGGUUUGUCAGGGGCGUGGCUACCUUAUGGCCUACAGUGGCCUGGACACCCUCAU